Molecule: messenger RNA, 138 nt
Organism: Racocetra persica
Lineage: Eukaryota; Fungi; Glomeromycota; Glomeromycetes; Diversisporales; Gigasporaceae
Source: the annotation of a GenBank genome assembly
GAACGCACCAAAAAAAAUCUCGCCUUUUCCGAAAAUCGUCCUAAUGUUUUGGUGGUUGAUAGUAAUGCUUUGCGAAGUGGGCAAAGCAAGGAGGAACACGAAAAAAUUAGGCAAAAUUGGGACACAAGAGAUUUAGAA